This is a messenger RNA of Penicillium odoratum, 3609 nucleotides long. RefSeq names its product Zn-dependent exopeptidase. The transcript is spliced from 6 exons. The coding region runs from base 1 to 3609 and encodes 1202 amino acids. NCBI's taxonomy places the organism in Eukaryota, Fungi, Ascomycota, Eurotiomycetes, Eurotiales, Aspergillaceae. The record is from RefSeq and is a predicted model, not a curated record. Gene Ontology annotation, molecular function: carboxypeptidase activity.
AUGACCGCGAUGAAGGAUGGGCUUUCUCUUACCCGGCGCCAUUCUGCUCCUCGUAGAAAUCGGGAGUUGAAGUCCUGUUUGCUUGUUUUAGGAUUUGUGAUUUUGCUGUGGCUGACCAAAAUUCAUGGCCAUUUUCUGCAUUCCAACUAUCAGUGGAGUUCAGACUCCGCUCGAUUCAACCGGCUGGACCUGGAAAGCUUGCUGGUGACUAUACCUGACCCGGCGAAGGCUCGUGAAUGGAGUGUCCAUUAUACGUCAAGCCCCCAUGUCCUAGGCCAGGGUUAUGAGUUCGGUUCUUGGACUGAGCAGACAUGGCAAAAAUUCGGGGUUGCGACCGAGAUCAAGAGUUAUCCGAUUCCAAUCCCCUUCACCACUCCAGUCUAUAAACGUCUAGCUAUUCUCGAACAGACGCCAAGUGACGAUCGGGUGUUCUUUGAGGCCAGCUUGACCGAAAAUAGCACGGACAUUAAUCCUCUUACCGACGAAGUUGUGACUGUCCCUACCUUUCUGUCAUUCUCGCAAAACUAUCGAGUCAGUGCACCGGUUGUGUAUGUCAACUUUGGGACACUUGAGGAUUUCAAUGACCUCGCUCGAGCUGGUGUCAAUGUUACCGGCAAGGUUGCCAUCAUCAAGGCUGGCGUCAUACAUGAAGACACUAUUUUAUCGCUUUAUCAACAAACUGGAAUCGCAGGGUGGCUCAUCUACAUGGACCCCCAGCAAGAUGGAGACAUUACAGAAGAUAAUGGCUAUCGACCGUAUCCAGAUGGUCCGGCUCGCCCGCCACAGAGUGUCUUCCGUCAAAACGGUCCCCGCCCCUAUCACGGCCAAAAUGAGUCCAACUUUCAUUCGGUUCCCACAAUGCCUAUUUCUUAUGCGGACGCAAUUCCCAUUUUGAAAACUUUGAAUGGCCAUGGCCCUAAUGCAAUUGAUCUAGGGAAAAGGUGGGAAGGUGGUCGAUUAGGCUACCGUGGCGUUGAUUAUAACGUGGGGCCUUCGCCCGCCAAUAUCGUGGUUCGCAUGGAAAAUGAAGUGGAGGCAACAAACGCCACAGCUUAUAAUGUUGUCGGAAUCAUCAAAGGACAAAUUGAAGGCGAGGUUGUUAUCGUUGGAAACCAUCGCGAUGCCUGGGGUACUGGUGCGGGCGACCCAGGCAGUGGCUCAGCGGCCCUAAAUGAGAUGGUAAGGAGCUUUGGUCUCGCGGUGAAGCAGGGAUGGCAGCCUCUACGCUCGCUUAUCUUCAUCAGCUGGGAUGGCCAUGAAGCAGGCCUGUGGGGAUCGACCCUCUGGGUGCAAGAAAAUCUACCAUGGCUGGUCAACCAAACAGUGGCCUAUCUGGAAGUGGUCAGCGCAGUUUCUGGACCGCAGUACUUUGCCAGAUCUAGUCCACUGUUGGUGCCGCUCAUGCGGGAUAUUGCAGGACAGGUCUUGUCUCCAAACCAGACCAUCCCUGGCCAGACUGUUCUCGAUCUCUGGGGUGGUACAGUUCAGCCCCAAGGAGGCUCUGACUCUACCAUGUUUAUUCAUCAAUGCAUCAGCACGGCCAAUUUUGGCUUUUCUCGAAGCCCGACAGACCCUGUUUACAACUGGCAUAGCAGCUUUGAUACAAUUCAGUGGAUGGAUCGAUUUGGUGAUCCGACCUGGAAGUAUCAUAUUACAGCGGCACAGAUUUGGGGACUACUUGCUGCGCGACUGGUAGAGAGCCCGGUCUAUCCAUUUAGUGUGACCGAGUUCGCUCUCACCUUACAGAAUUACCUUGCACAGGUCCAGAAUAAAGCGAAUGAGACAAAUUUCUAUCUUGACUUUGACGCUUUAAAUGCUGCCCUGAAACAACUUUCUCAUGCCGCAGUCAGAUUCGAUGCCUAUGCUUCAGCGCUUGGAAAAGUUGCAAGUGAGAAAUCAGAUGCUGAACCUGAUGGAAUGGCAAAAUGGAUUCAGGACAUCAACUACAAAUACCGCAUGUUCGAACGUCAAUUUCGCUAUGAGCCGGGUGUUGAUAAACCAGCAUACAAAAACAUCAUUUACGAAAUGGUUUCGUGGAAUGCUGAGGUUGGGCCGGGAUUCCCAGUGUUGUGGAAGAGUAUUGAAGCUAAGGACUUUUCAAAGGCACAGUUCACCUCAUCCCUGACCUACAAUGAGAUCUCGCCCCUCGCACUGUGGCUAGAUGACGUCGUUCUUCCCAAAAAUGACGACUACUCACCUAUAUCCUCAAAUGGACUGCAAUCCGACCUUCAUGAUGAAAAUUAUCUCGUGUAUCUCUCGAGAUUGAACAACUGGUCUUCGUCUUGGCCAGCUGGAUCCUUGGAUGCAUCCAGCCCUCAUCCUGUAUUGAUUAGCAGAAUGCACCAAGAGCAAGCGAAGAAUCUACAUGUAGCACUCAACCUGGCUAUACAAGAUAUCAUCGGGAGAUGGUGGACGGAUGAGGACGCGAAGUUUCCUCAGCGGAUGCCACUGGAAUCGGAGGAAGAGGAUCUUCUACGCUGGAUGCACGUAAAUCAACACCUAUUCCGACCGUACAGCGAACGACAAGGAUCAUGGAGACCUGACUUCUUGCUUGAAUAUGACGAGACAACUGGUGCUGAAGCCUUUCGCAUCUGUGAAAUCAAUGCCAGAUUUUGCUGGAAUGGCUUCAUGCACGCUGCCUUUGGGCAGGAAGCCUUUUCAAGGUUUGGACUAGAGGCUCGAGGCCUAGAAUGUGCCUCGGACCCCGAGGAAAUACUCGGUGGACUACUGGAAUUAUUCAACCAUAGUCUCCCGCUGCACUUAUGCAAGGGUGUAGAGCAUGGUAUUGACAUCUUUAUGUUUAUGGAGUUCGUGGAGCAACGAGUCGGUAUUGUACCACGAUUGAUCACUCCAGAUACCCUCCGACUUCUUCCGGAUCCUACGGAGGUGACUGGGUUCAAAUUGUGCUGUCUUGCCCAGCCUGGCGCGACAAAUACAGUGAGGACUCAGUCUGGCGAAAUAGUGGAAGAAAUUCAUCAGAUCGGUCUAGAGCUUCACCAGAAAGAGUUCCAUGCCUUUGACCAAGAUAUGAAACGACAGAUCAGUUUGCGUUGUUUCAACGAUAUGCGGACGAUUCUGUUUGCUCACGACAAGAGAAUGCUUGGGAUAGUUCGUGAAGAACUUGGCUCGCUGCUGUCUCGAAAGGUCAUCACUCUACAGCAGGCAAAGUACCUUAAGCGUGGCAUCACUCCCACUAUUUUGCCAGGGUCAAAAGAUAUGGAAAAAUUUAUUGCAAGUUGCGAAGUUUUCGAAAACUCCAAAGAUGGCUUCAUUCUCAAACCGAUUCGUGGUGGCAAAGGGAAGGGUAUUUUGUUUGGUGAUGAGCUUGAUAACGCUGAUUGGUUGGCGAAAUUAGAGCCUUUGCGAUCGGCACAGAUGCAAAUGCAUGCAGGACAGACGUUGUAUGUUGUGCAACGCAAGAUACGUCAGCCCUACCAUGAUGUCCUUCUAGGACCUAGAGCCAAGCCAGAGCGCUGCCAUAAGGUUGGGACCUACCAUGCCGUCAACGGUCAAUUCCUGGGGCUUGGAGUUUGGCGGUGCAGUCCUGGGAGAUUAUGUGCUGUGGCUGAUGGUGCUACCUGGAUAUCCUCUGUGGUAAAGCGUGGAUAG